Drosophila rhopaloa is the source of this 2172-nucleotide messenger RNA. RefSeq names its product glucose dehydrogenase [FAD, quinone]. NCBI's taxonomy places the organism in Eukaryota, Metazoa, Arthropoda, Insecta, Diptera, Drosophilidae. The record is from RefSeq and is a predicted model, not a curated record. The coding region runs from base 107 to 1966 and encodes 619 amino acids. The transcript is spliced from 4 exons. Gene Ontology annotation, molecular function: flavin adenine dinucleotide binding; oxidoreductase activity, acting on CH-OH group of donors.
GACAUCAGCGGGCGCGCAUGCGCUCUUUAAAAAUACAUCGGUGAAUCGAUUUGGAGUAUUUGUCUAUACAAGUGGCCUAUUUUCGUACAGAUCAUUUCAUUAAUAUAUGGUCAAGAUGAAAUUUUUUGGAGUACUGCUUCUCUGUCUGUGUUACCUUCAAGCCACAAGGUGCCAACUUUUGGUGGACUUGGCCCGUGAUUUCGAGACUACGUUGCUGAACAAUCGGAUUCCCGACACCACACGAUUUUUGCCGGAAUAUGACUUCAUUAUUGUGGGAGCUGGCAGUGCGGGUUGUGUGAUGGCCAAUCGGCUGAGUGAGAUUACAUCGGUCAGUGUUUUGCUCCUGGAGGCCGGAGAUCAGGAAACCUUCAUCAGCGAUGUUCCACUGACAGCAGCUCUCACCCAAAUGACACGUUACAACUGGGGCUACAAAGCCGAACCCACGGAAAACGCCUGCCAAGGAUUAAAGGGCGGCGUUUGUAACUGGCCAAAGGGGCGUGGCGUGGGUGGUACGAGUCUGAUCAACUUUAUGCUGUAUACUCGCGGUCAUCGCAGGGAUUAUGAUGAGUGGGCGGCGGCCAAUAACUCAGGCUGGUCCUAUGAUGAAGUGCUGCCCUAUUUUCGGAAAUCCGAGCGAAUUGGAAUCCCUGAGCUGUAUAAAUCACCCUAUCAUGGUCGCAAUGGACCGCUGGAUGUGCAGUAUACGGACUAUAGGUCACAGCUGCUGAAGGCCUUCCUGAAAUCCGGCAGGGAUAUGGGUUACGAUAUCACGGAUCCGAAUGGAGAGCAUUUGAUGGGUUUCGCGAGGUCUCAGGCCACCAUUCGAAAUGGCAGGCGAUGCAGCACUGGCAAGGCCUUCAUACAGCCAAUAGUUCGGCGCAAGAACCUGCACAUCUCCAUGAAGAGCUGGGUGACCCGACUGAUCAUCGAUCCGGUCACUAAAACAGCCACUGGAGUGGAGUUCGUAAAGCAACGUCAGAGAUUUGUGGUUCGAGCCCGAAAGGAGGUGAUCCUAUCCGCUGGAACCAUCGCCAGUCCUCAACUCCUCAUGUUAUCCGGAGUGGGACCGGCGGAUCACCUAAAGGAGCACAACAUCACAGUGGUGCAGGAUCUCCCAGUGGGCUUCAAUCUUCAGGAUCACAUAACACUUAAUGGUCUGGUGUUCGUUGUAAACGAUUCGACGGUUAACGAUGCCCGUUUGCUGAAUCCCUCGGACAUCUUUCGGUACAUAUUUGCGGGACAGGGACCGUACACCAUUCCCGGUGGAGCAGAGGCAUUCGCUUUUGUAAGAACUCCCAGCUCCAGUUUUGCCAAGGACUAUACGGACAUGGAACUGGUGUUAGGGGCAGGAUCCUUAAGUGGCGAUCGAUUUGGCACUAUGCGAAAUUUACUAGGCAUCACUGAUGAGUUCUACGACACCAUGUUUGGGGAUCUGCAGGACAAGGAAACCUUUGGUCUGGUUCCGGUGCUCCUGCGUCCCAAAAGUCGGGGACGCAUUUCGCUGCGCAGCCGUAAUCCCUUUCACUGGCCACGAAUGGAACCCAAUUUCAUGCAGCAUCCCGACGAUGUGAGGGCCAUGAUCGAGGGAAUUGAAAUGAUCCUCCAACUUGCCCGAUCCAAGCCCAUGGUGAAGAUGGGCACUCGUUUCCAUGACCGUCCCUUUCCGGGCUGUGAGCACCUGAAGUUUGCCAGCGAAGAGUACUGGAGGUGCUGUCUGCGAAGGUAUGGAUCCAGUUUGCAGCACCAAUCGGGCACAUGUAAGAUGGGUCCCGCCGCGGAUGAAACUUCCGUGGUGGAUGCCCAACUGAGGGUCCACGGCAUCCGCGGACUACGUGUUGUGGAUGCCUCGGUGCUCCCUAAUGUUCCAGCUGGCCACACCAAUGCCAUUGUGAUCAUGGUCGCUGAAAAAGCGUCGGAUAUGGUCAAGGAUGCCUGGCGAAUGAGGACCACUCCCUUGAAUUCCUAAAUCUAUUAAGCACGUUAUUUAUUAUUUAGUUGUCGCUGUUGUCAUUAGGUUAAGUUCUCAUGUGAUAGUUAAGCUAAAUUUAAAAUGUUCUUUGGGGUAUCUUUUAAUGCUUUGUAUUAUGAGUUGUGAUUGGUGAUAAAAAUGAAUAUUUAUUAAGUUUUAUAAAUCUUUAUUAAGCUAUAUCAUAAUUUUGUCUGCCUUAAAUU